AUGGGGCAGGGCCUGAGCUGCACCUGGUCCCGCCAGGAGAAUGAGUUCUUCGGGGCCGUGCAGGCGGGGGACGCCGAGAUAGUUGAGAGCCUGCUGGAAGCGGAGCCGGAGCUCCUCCAUCUGACCACCGUCUACGAUCGCCUCUCGCCGCUCCACAUCGCCGCCGCUAAUGGCCGGAUCGAGGUGGAGUUCUGUUCCCUCUUUCUUUGUUACGAUGUCGUUUCUGUAGGCAUCGCCGUUUGUGGAUCCCGAAUACGGGGGACAUUGGAUGAUGGAUUUCUAUUGCAUGAACAGGUUCUCUCCCUGAUCUUGGAUCGAUCAGUUCAUCCGGAUCUUUUGAACAGAUACAAGCAGGUAAUGGUGCAUCAGAAUUUGGGAAUUCUAUUGGAGGUUUCAGAUUUAUCCCCCUAGUUUUUCGACAUUUUAGCGGAUAGAAUAUGUUAAUCCUCUUUCACUCACUCUCUGUCUCCCUGUCUCUCUCUUUCUCUCCGCGCGGGAAUGUCGGAGUAGACUCCCCUGAUGCUGGCUGCGAUGCACGGGAAGAUAUCCUGCGUGAAGAAGCUCCUCCAAGCCGGCGCCAAUGUCGGGAGAUUUCUUUUUCUCUCCUCCUCCCGAAAUUACGGUGCUACCAUAGUCGACUGAGAAACCUAAUCUGGCUAGCUUUUGGCUCUUACCAGAUUUUGACAUUCGAUUCACUGCACGGAAGAACUUGCUUGCAUCACGCGGCUUACUAUGGCCACUCUGAUUGCCUGCGGGAGAUCCUCUCUGCCGCGCAUUCCAACCCUGUCGCCUAUUCUUGGUGAGUAUUUUUUUUAAAAAAUCGCUGUUAGUUUCAACUAUUUAUUGUUAUUCAUCGCUCGAGAUUGCCACUUUGGGGAUCCAUUCCCUCCGGUAUGUUCUUCAGGGGCUUCGCCAGAUUCGUCAACGUGAGAGAUGGGGACGGGGCGACUCCUCUACACCUCGCUGCGAGGCAGAGGCGGGCGGACUGUGUUCAUCUCCUGCUAGACAACGGGGCUCUCGUCUGUGCCUCGACGGGCAGCUACAGGUAAAGAAAUCCCCUUUGAAAAAUCUCACCAUUGGAAGUCCACGGAGUCUCUACUACUGGGAGCCUUUCAUCUGCAUUCGUUCCUGUCUUAGCGUUGGAACUCUACUGCAGCUACCCCGGGAGCACCCCACUUCACCUGGCUGCUCGUGGGGGGUCAUUGGAGUGCGUUCGGGAGUUGCUAGCUUGGGGAGCAGAUCGGCUCCAGCGAGACUCUUCUGGGUAAAUUCUCCCGAUGGAUCCUAAAUUUUGUUCUGAUUGAUUCCGGCGAACCUGGAGAGCGCAAAGGCAUGAUCUUCUCCUUCGGUAUCUGCAGGAGAAUACCCUAUGCUGUCGCCCUGAAGAGGAAACACGGGGCGUGCGCAGCCCUUCUGAAUCCCUCCUCCGCAGAGCCCUUAGUCUGGCCUUCCCCUCUGAAGUUCAUCAGUGAGCUAAACUCGGACGCGAAGACCCUGCUUGAAAGGGCCCUCAUGCGGGCCAACAAAGAACGGGAGAAGAACAUACUCAAGGGGACGUCGUUCUCUCUUCCAUCACCAUCUCACUCCGACGAUGAGGACGACGACGAUUCAUCCCAGGUAUUCUCAACCGAACAAUUCAAAUCCAUUUUUCUGCUGAAUUGAGAAGCGGAAACAAAACUGAUGGUGUGUGGGGGACUGUUGCAGGGCGACGGCACCGAGCUAUGCUGCAUCUGCUUCGACCAGGCGUGCACCAUCGAGGUCCGGGACUGCGGUCAUCAGAUGUGCGCUCACUGCACCUUGGCGCUGUGCUGCCACAACAAGCCCAACCCGGCAACCCUCUGCGCGGCUGCCCCCGUCUGCCCAUUCUGCCGCAGCGGCAUCUCCCGCCUGGUGGUGGCCGAAGCCAAGAUAGAGGAGGAGAGGGAAAGGGACGGCCCGUGGAAGCUGAGGAGGUCCAAGAAGUCGAAGAACCCCUGCGAGAGCGGCGGCAGCAGCAGCUUCAAAGGCCUGACCUCCGCCAUGGGCUCAUUCGGCAGGGUCGGCCGGGGCAGCUCGGGGAGGAUCGCCGACAGCAGCGACCUGGUCGACAAGCCUUGA
Molecule: messenger RNA, 2097 nt
Organism: Spirodela intermedia
Lineage: Eukaryota; Viridiplantae; Streptophyta; Magnoliopsida; Alismatales; Araceae
Source: the annotation of a GenBank genome assembly